AUGAAAACCUACGAGUAUCCUCGAGUCCGUCCUCCCACUUCUCUGCAGCCACCUCAGCAACCGGCCGACAAUCGGUUUUCGUGGAUGACCACGUCCGCAGACGAGGAGAAUCGUGUGGGAGCAAAAAGACAGACAAUCAUUUCAACACAACCGCCUUCACAGGCUGUUGCACAACAAGAACCGCCGCAAGGACAGAUUCCGAUGCCGAGUAUGGAACCACAGGUCUAUAGAGACGAUGUGGUUCCGCAUCAUCUGCACAAUCCGGCGGUUGCACAACAGCAAUACAUGCAGGCCGUUCAGCAACCUGGCGCUUACACCUCACAACCGUAUCCUGCCCACGUACCUCUACAUCAACCACCCCAAACGCAGACUUUACAAUAUUCCAAACCCUCUCUACCACAACCUCCCGAACCUGCGAAAAAAUCGACCAUUCCCGAAAACGAACCCACGGGGCCUAUUGCGCCAGAUACGAAUCCUUUGACACCGACGAAUCGUAAACCCAAUCGUGCCAGCACCAACAUGGCCAUCGUUCCUCCUGCGGCCGAUUCCGCUCACUUCUCAGCCCACGUAUUUACUCCGAGUCCACAGUCCAUAAAAGGCGGCUCGUGGCAGCAUAGUUUUUGCUCUUGUGCCGAACCUUCAACCUGCCUAACCGGGCUGUUCUGCCCGUGCAUUGUAUAUGGAAAGACCCAAUAUCGGCUGGGAUUGAGAGACGAAAGGAAAGAUCCGACAAAUAUGCUGGGGUACACGGCGCUCAACGGGUCUUGCAUUGCUUUCGGUCUUCUCUGUGGCGUGAAUGGGAUACUGGCUGCAAUCCAGCAUACGCGGGUGCGGAAGACCUACACCAUGAGCAACGAGGCCGGGAACGUUGCUGGGGACUGUGUCAAGGGCAUUUGCUGCUGUUGCUGUGUGGUCGCUCAGGAUGAGAAGGAGGUCAAAUUUCGAGAAGAGCAGGUGAGGAAACCAACAGGGUCUGGGGCGAGGAGAGAAGGAUAUGUACCUCCUACAACUAUGGCCUUCAACCCUCCACCGCAGGCGAAGUGA
Fonsecaea nubica is the source of this 1044-nucleotide messenger RNA. RefSeq lists its product as hypothetical. The coding region runs from base 1 to 1044 and encodes 347 amino acids. The record is from RefSeq and is a predicted model, not a curated record. NCBI's taxonomy places the organism in Eukaryota, Fungi, Ascomycota, Eurotiomycetes, Chaetothyriales, Herpotrichiellaceae. The transcript has a single exon.